Molecule: messenger RNA, 3088 nt
Organism: Calypte anna (Anna's hummingbird)
Lineage: Eukaryota; Metazoa; Chordata; Aves; Apodiformes; Trochilidae
Gene: KLHL12
Product: kelch like family member 12
Molecular function (GO): protein binding
Source: RefSeq, a predicted model, not a curated record
GUGCCGGGCGCCAUGGCCCCCCCCAAGGACAUCAUGACCAACUCCCACGCCAAGUCCAUCCUCAACGCCAUGAACGCCCUGCGGAAGAGCAACACGCUCUGCGACGUCACCCUCCGCGUGGAGCACAAGGACUUCCCGGCCCACCGCAUCGUCCUGGCCGCCUGCAGCGAUUACUUCUGCGCCAUGUUCACCAGCGAGCUCUCAGAAAAAGACAAACCCUAUGUGGAUAUCCAGGGACUGACAGCCUCCACCAUGGAAAUCCUGCUUGAUUUUGUGUAUACAGAAACUGUCCACGUGACAGUUGAAAAUGUCCAAGAAUUGCUCCCAGCAGCCUGUCUGCUCCAGCUGAAAGGUGUGAAACAAGCCUGCUGUGAGUUUCUGGAAAGCCAACUGGAUCCAUCAAAUUGUUUGGGCAUUCGGGAUUUUGCUGAGACUCACAACUGUGUUGAUCUAAUGCAAGCUGCAGAGGUCUUCAGCCAGAAACAUUUUCCAGAGGUGGUUCAGCAUGAAGAGUUUAUCCUCUUAAAUCAAGAAGAGGUUGAAAAGCUCAUCAAGUGUGAUGAAAUUCAGGUGGACUCUGAAGAGCCAGUUUUUGAGGCAGUUAUUAACUGGGUGAAGCACUCCAAGAAGGAGCGGGAGCCAUCCCUGCCCGAGCUGCUGCAGUACGUGCGCAUGCCGCUGCUCACCCCCCGCUACAUCACAGACGUCAUCGACACCGAGCCUUUCAUACGCUGCAGUCUGCAGUGCAGAGACCUCGUAGAUGAAGCAAAGAAAUUUCAUCUUCGGCCUGAGCUGCGGAGUCAGAUGCAAGGACCCAGGACAAGAGCACGUCUAGGAGCUAACGAAGUCCUGCUUGUGAUCGGUGGCUUUGGCAGCCAGCAGUCACCUAUUGAUGUUGUGGAGAAAUACGACCCGAAGACCCAAGAGUGGAGUUUCUUGCCAAGCAUCACCCGUAAGAGACGCUACGUGGCCACCGUGUCCCUGCACGACCGCAUCUACGUCAUCGGGGGCUACGACGGCCGCUCCCGUCUCAGCUCCGUGGAGUGCUUGGAUUACACAUCAGAUGAGGAUGGAAUUUGGUAUUCCGUGGCUCCCAUGAAUGUACGGAGAGGCCUGGCAGGAGCCACGACCCUUGGAGACAUGAUUUAUGUUUCUGGGGGGUUUGAUGGGAGCCGGCGUCACACCAGUAUGGAACGAUACGACCCCAACAUUGACCAGUGGAGUAUGCUGGGAGACAUGCAGACAGCACGGGAAGGAGCAGGGCUGGUGGUAGCUAAUGGAGUUAUCUACUGCCUCGGUGGCUAUGAUGGGCUAAACAUACUGAACUCUGUAGAGAGGUAUGAUCCCCACACUGGACACUGGACAAAUGUCACCCCAAUGGCCACCAAGCGCUCAGGGGCUGGAGUGGCUCUGCUGAAUGACCAUAUUUAUGUAGUUGGUGGGUUUGAUGGGACAGCACAUCUCUCCUCUGUGGAAGCCUAUAAUAUACGCACUGAUUCCUGGACUACUGUGACAAGUAUGACCACCCCCCGAUGCUAUGUGGGGGCCACGGUGCUGCGGGGCCGGCUCUACGCAAUCGCUGGAUAUGAUGGCAACUCACUGCUGAGCAGCAUUGAGUGCUACGACCCAAUCAUAGACAGCUGGGAAGUGGUGACCUCCUUGGGGAUGCAGCGCUGUGACGCUGGAGUCUGUGUCCUUCGGGAGAAGUGAUCUGGAGAGGACUUAGAAAGAGGAACAUCCUAAAAAGUCUCAGCUGGAGGAAGAGUCCCAAGCGAUUUGCAGUGACUGUUCCUGAGAGUUUUGGAUGCUGUGGAAAUAGGCACCAGAACUGCAGUUUUCUGUGCUGCAUCUGAGUAGAGCAUGUGCAUUUAUGUGUUAUCUCAGCAGUCAUCUGAAAUCGGGGGCUCUUUGUGAAGCUGGAGAGAGAUGGUGAAUGGGGUCAGAAGAAGCUGCAUUCUCUGCUGUUCCUGUGGCUAAGCCUAUUGGUAGAGCAGAGAUGCUCCCAGCCUUGGUGCCAGCCAGCCUGGUAGAUGCUUCCAAGGACAUGUACAUACAACUGGGUAGUCUCUUCAGCCAUUGCAGGACCAUGCGGGUCCUCAGGUUGCUCUCAGUCAUGUGGAUGUGUGAGGGUAAAUCCAGCUGCUCUUAAGUUCCAGCUUCAAAUCAUCUUGUACAUACUGAAUGUUUAAACAUGCUCCUCGAGUGCACAUGAGUGCAGAGCCAAAUUGAGUGAGCAUGUGCCAGGGGGUCUUGCACUUCCUCACAGCUCUGCACAUAAAAGGAGUCGCAGAUCAAAGCUGUCAACUACUGAGUCCCAAAAGCCCGAGGCUGCAGGGGCAGAGGGCAAGGGGAGGUCAUUGCCUCGUGGAGAAGCAGGUCUGCAGUAUUUGUGCUUUUAUCAGGGUUCUCAGCAAGGUUCACCAUGUCAUGGUUCCCUCAAAAAGCUCAAGAGAUGCAGGUGCAGGGCACUGGGAGCCUCGCUGUGAUGCUUGGUGCUUUGCUCCCAGCACUGUGGGGAGGUCACCUUGCAGAGGCUGAGGCCCUGGCAGCAGGGACACAACUACUGACUGCACAGAUACUGCUGUGAGUGACUGCUGGCUGGACAGACCUCUGCCAGUGCUCAGCCUUUCAGUCAAGUUCAUCCUGUUGACUUUCCUUUUAUCUUGGAUUUUUCUGCUUCCAGGGCCAUUGAGGAGUGACAUCCAGGAUUCUGUUUUGCCCUCUGUUUAUUCCCCAGUCUCUUAGCACCACAUCCUCUUCCACCAGCCCCACCACCCCCGUGUGAGAGCUUCCUCCCUGGCUCACACCAGCACUGUCUGCUCAGCAUGUCCCCUGCCUUUUGCUGCCUUGCUGGGAGCAGGAGCCCCCCUGCCCCACGCAGUGCCUGGGCUCUGUGUUCCGCUGCUCAGUGAGCUUCCUGCUGACUCCUUGCUUGGGGGACAGGGUGGGAUCAGGGACGUGGUAGCAUGACUUAAUUAUGCACUUUCAGCCAAUGCUCUGACUUUCUGCGUUUGUUUCUAUCACACAAGUGUUCUGUGGUUUUGUUUCCUAUAUUUUUUAAUGAAAAUAUAAAGAAUAAAAUAUUUCC